AUGAUGUCUGUCCUUACCAUACUGCUGCUACUAGCAACAUGUCUCUCUAUGCUGGCCGAUGGCGCGCCAAACAAGAAGAACGACGAAAAGUUUCAAUCUCUUAGCCAACUCCGACCUCAGGGUUUCUCCCCCAACCCGACUAAGAGUACCAGUUACCCAAGCAUGGCUUCCUCCGGUAGCUUGAGGACACCGUUGGGUAAUAGCUUUGCGACGGGCUCAGGAUGGUUCCCUGUACCCUCGGGCACUGCCAACACCGGUAGCAGCUUCGGAAGCAGCGCCGUUGAGCCGUAUCCAACCGAGGGAGCGCCGUAUCAGAACGCUACAUCGCCAUAUACAAAGCAGGGCAAUGGGGAUGGCGAGAAUGGUCAGAGUGGAUCGGGGAAUCAAUGUCCGCCUCAGCAAACGGUUACACUGCCUUCAAAGACGACUACUCUGCCAGCACAAACUGUCACUAUAACCCCAGCUCCGGAGACGAUUACGAUAACUUCUCAGGCGCAGACAGAAACAGUGACGGUCACUGUGACUCCGCAAACGCAGUUAACGACUGUGACAGUAUGGAUGACGGUGACAGCGAACCAGGUUCCUAGCUGUCCGAGUCCCAGUAACGCAUCGAAUCCCCAGAUCGCUCCUGUCCCUGCUCCAAACGCGCAGCUUUCAAACACACCAAUUGCACCAGCCUCUGACAACGCUUCUACGCCUCCCACUGUACCUCCAUUUGUGACUACACCGAAUCUCGUGGUGCCCCUAUCUACAGGCGGUGCGGUUCCAAUCGCAAACGCCACAUUGCCUGUCAUCCCUAAUCUGGGCUCCACUACUGCGACUGGACCAACAACCUUUUCUGCAAAAUAUCAGAGCAGCCCAGUCGCUGAACGAACUUCUCCCUUCGUCUUGCCAAUCAUCACCAGCACCCCAAUCAUAGCCCCAUAUCCCUACCGCAACACUAGCAACCAAACGCUUCCAUUCGGCUCAGGCUCCUCACACGGCUUCAGAGCUACAGGAUCCGGUUUCGCAAAACAGACCGACAGACACUUUUCAAGCUAUUUCCUCUACACGGUCGUCACCGACACACCGAUAAGCACGACCACAAUUGGCUUUUCCUCAACCAGAAAAUAUUUUCCCCUAUCGUCGUUGUUGACACCGCCGUCGCAGGCCAAUGCCACCGUCUUCCCAUCAACAGCUGGACCUACGGCUCCGCCUUCUUCUCCGACAGGAGAAUACUUCCCAGACGAUGGAUCCUCGCUGCUGACGCCGCCGACUCUGGCGAAUGCAACGUCUUCGCCCACGAUGGAGUACUUCCCGGAUGAUGGGUCGAGCCUUCUAACGCCGCCGGCUCAGGCAAAUGCUACGAAUGUUUCACCUUUGGGUGGACCUACGGCUCCCAUGAUUACGCCGGCGAUCGUUGGUUCGUCUCAGGCUUUGGCUGCGGUGGUGGGGUCUAUUAUUACUACUCCCCCUCGUCCUCCGAUAAUACAAUUAAAUACUUCGACCACGAUACCUCCGGUAUCUACACCCAUACCACCACCCUCUCCACCAAUGAUACAGCCAAAUACCUCAAUCUCACUACCAGCAUCUACGUCCAGCUCUCAAAUAUCCCAGCCAAUAACCACCAGCACUUCCCCCCUCUGCACCAACGGCACAACCGCCCAAAACAUGACCACAAACUUCUCCGAAAUCCCACCCAUACCCUCCAUGCCCCUCAUCCUCCAAGGCCUAAACUUCACCACCUUCGCCCCCUUCACCACCACCACCUCCAACUCCACAUCCCCCCUCCCGCCCUCGACCCACCUCCUCGCCCUCUCCGCCUCCGAACCGAAACAAAUCACCCUCGCCCCCGACUCCCUCUCCUUCUCCAUCACAUCCCUCGCCCUCUCGUGCGGCGACACGCCGUCCGAAGUGACGGCGACCUGCACGGUCCAGAUGUUCGGCAUCGGUGCGGCGUCGGGGACGGAGCGGACGGUGGCGGUGCCGGGGCCGGGGAUGCGGACCGUGCGGAUGGAGGAGGGGAGCUGGCGGGGUUUGAGCAGGGUGAGUUUUACGGCGGAGAUGGGGGGCGCGCCGGUGGGGGUCCGGUUGGGUGCCGUGGCGUAUGAGUUGGUCAGCGCCUGCUGA
This is a messenger RNA of Letharia columbiana, 2109 nucleotides long. RefSeq lists its product as uncharacterized. The record is from RefSeq and is a predicted model, not a curated record. The transcript has 2 exons. NCBI's taxonomy places the organism in Eukaryota, Fungi, Ascomycota, Lecanoromycetes, Lecanorales, Parmeliaceae. Bases 1 to 2109 code for a protein of 702 amino acids.